Messenger RNA from Synchiropus splendidus (mandarinfish), 1738 nucleotides. Its product is annotated as insulin-like growth factor-binding protein 1. Gene Ontology annotation, biological process: regulation of insulin-like growth factor receptor signaling pathway. Gene Ontology annotation, molecular function: insulin-like growth factor I binding; insulin-like growth factor II binding. Gene Ontology annotation, cellular component: extracellular region. Lineage: Eukaryota; Metazoa; Chordata; Actinopteri; Syngnathiformes; Callionymidae. The record is from RefSeq and is a predicted model, not a curated record.
UGAGACUGCAGAGAGAGGAAACAUGAUGGAGAUGAGUGGAUUAUACAAGAAGAUGCUUCUGCUGGCAGCUUUGGCUCUGGUUGACCUGGUCAGCGUAAGGUCAUCUCCUGUGGUGGGACCGGAGCCAAUCCGCUGUGCCCCCUGCACCCAGGAGAAAAUGGACGCUUGCCCGGCCAUCCCAGCCGACUGCCGGCAGGUUCUGAGGGAGCCGGGCUGCGGCUGCUGCAUGGCCUGCGCUCUGGAGAGGGGGGCCUCCUGCGGGGUCCACACCGCCCACUGCGCGGACGGUCUCCGCUGCAUCCCAAAACCCGGAGAGGCCAGGCCGCUGCAUGCACUGACCAGAGGGCAGGGGGUCUGCACUGAAGAACCGGGUCAAGAAGAAGCUGAAGCUGCUGAGCACGGAUCGCUGCACUUCAUGUUGGGCCUCAACCUUCCAUCUGACCUCCAAGACACCGCCGAGGGUCAGGAGAGCAUCAAGGCAAAGGUCAAUGCCAUCCGGAACAAACUGGUGCAGCAAGGACCGUGUCACAUCGAACUGCACGCAGCUCUGGACGUGAUCGCCAGCUCUCAGCAGAAACUUGGUGACAAGUUCACGACCUUUUACCUCCCCAACUGCGACAAGCACGGAUUCUACAAGUCGAAGCAGUGUGAGUCAUCCUUGGUCGGACCGCCGGCUCGCUGCUGGUGUGUCUCUUCCUGGAAUGGGAAGAGGAUCCCGGGAUCCAGCACCUCCUGGCAGACUCAGAGUGCCAUCAAGAAGUCACUCACUGAAUCACCACCCGGUUUGGAUCCACGGCAAUAGGAUCACCGUGCUGACUCCAGCAUGUAAACAGUCUUUUUCUGGGCGACCUGAACCCGCACCCUGAACGCUGGUGGACCUACCCAUGGGUCCGGUGCCCUACUUUCAAGACAGGGAAAUUCAACCUCGGUCCUUCCAUUGUACAAAAGCGUAUUAUUAUUUUAGAACUGCUUUACUGAAAGCGGAAGGGAAGUUUCCUGCUUCUUUGUUAUGGACAGGUCAAGGAGGCAGCACUCUAAUGAAAGAGGCCCAGCCCCCCAGGAGAACAAUCCCAUCCAUCUUCCUGACAGCAGAUGCUUUGCCUUUUGGCUCAGCUCUUUUAGCGUCCAGUCCCUCUUACAUGCUAACUUGGUUAGCAACCGGAAACCUGUGUCCCGACUUAUUUAUUCCGUCCGUACUCUUGUCUCAUUCUUGUAAAUAUGGCACGGCUUUAAACGUUUGUGUCCUGAACUAAAUAACUCCACAGUUCUGCAGCUCCUCAGAGUCUUUUUUAUUCCCCCCCCCUAAAACCCACCGACACAGCUGCUUAUUCAUUCCGCCGUGUUGACUUCGUCCCAAUGUAUCUCCAUUGGCGUUUCCUCAAUUGGUAUUCGGGGAAAUGCAUAAAAUGCCACGAGUAUUUACAUGGUGGCCGAGCGAAAACAUAUCAGAGCUCCGUCCAAGCCACCCGGAGGUUUUUCAGAGGGGGCUCUUCUGCAUGCGUCUACCUCAGCUGGUUCCCUUCAGGUCCCCUGCUUCACGCUCAGCGUCUGUGUGCUUGUCUCUUCUAUUUAUUUAUGAUAUACCUGUGUUUGUUGUGCUGAAACGUCGCUGCUAUCUUUUAUUACUGUUAUUAUUAUUCAUAAUAAACUUUUUUUCUCACUAAAUGAGAGUGUUUUUUUAAUCUAAGACCAAGAUAUAGACUUUAUAAAAACAGCGUGAGAGAGUUGUGGGCCACCU